Messenger RNA from Delphinapterus leucas (beluga whale), 3783 nucleotides. The record is from RefSeq and is a predicted model, not a curated record. NCBI's taxonomy places the organism in Eukaryota, Metazoa, Chordata, Mammalia, Artiodactyla, Monodontidae.
CCGGCCCGCCCUCUCCUCUUCCACCUGUCCUUCCUCGCUGCGCCCCGGGAGCACCCCCAUUUUGGGUUAGUUGGGGGCCACUGCCGGAGGUGGGGGAGGGGGCCCUGUGGACUGCCCUCUCCCCCCGCCCCAGCCACACCGCCCAGCGUCAGAGCAUCUCCUCCUUGUCGUUCCUCCGGCCUCGAGGGAGCCCAGCCCUCUGUCCCACCAGGAUCCGUGGCGAGUGGGGGCCGCGGCAGCUGCGUCCCCAUGAGGAAGGAGGAAGAUGCCGGCUGAGCUGCUGCUGCUGCUGAUUGCCGCCUUUGCCAGCCCCAGCUGCCAGGUGCUCUCAUCGCUGCGCAUGGCUGCCAUCCUGGACGACCAGACAGUGUGUGGCCGCGGUGAACGUCUGGCCCUGGCCCUGGCCCGGGAGCAGAUCAACGGGAUCAUCGAGGUCCCAGCCAAGGCCCGCGUGGAAGUAGACAUCUUUGAGCUGCAGCGGGACAGCCAGUACGAGACCACGGACACCAUGUGUCAGAUCCUGCCCAAGGGGGUCGUGUCUGUCCUGGGGCCCUCCUCCAGCCCUGCGUCGGCCUCCACCGUGAGCCAUAUCUGUGGGGAGAAGGAGAUCCCCCACGUCAAGGUGGGUCCCGAGGAGAUGCCCCGCCUUCAGUACCUUCGCUUCGCGUCUGUCAGCCUGUACCCCAGUAACGAGGACGUCAGCCUGGCGGUCUCCCGGAUCCUCAAGUCCUUCAACUACCCCUCGGCCAGCCUCAUCUGCGCCAAGGCCGAGUGCCUGCUGCGAUUGGAGGAACUGGUGCGCGGCUUCCUCAUCUCCAAGGAGACGCUGUCAGUGAGGAUGCUGGAUGACAGCCGGGACCCCACGCCGCUGCUCAAGGAGAUCCGAGAUGACAAAGUGUCCACCAUCAUCAUCGACGCCAACGCAUCCAUUUCCCACCUCAUUCUCCGUAAGGCCUCGGAGCUGGGAAUGACCUCAGCGUUUUACAAGUACAUCCUCACCACCAUGGACUUCCCCAUCCUGCACCUGGACGGGAUCGUGGAGGACUCCUCCAACAUCCUGGGCUUCUCCAUGUUCAACACCUCUCACCCCUUCUAUCCUGAGUUUGUGCGCAGCCUCAACAUGUCCUGGAGGGAGAACUGUGAAGCCAGCACCUACCCCGGCCCCGCGCUGUCAGCUGCCCUGAUGUUCGACGCCGUGCACGUGGUGGUGAGCGCCGUCCGGGAGCUGAACCGCAGCCAGGAGAUCGGUGUGAAGCCGCUGGCCUGUACGUCAGCCAACAUUUGGCCCCAUGGGACCAGCCUCAUGAACUACCUGCGCAUGGUAGAGUAUGACGGGCUGACGGGGCGGGUCGAGUUCAACAGCAAAGGGCAGAGGACCAACUACACCCUGCGCAUCCUGGAGAAGUCUCGGCAGGGCCACCGUGAGAUCGGGGUGUGGUACUCCAACCGGACCCUGGCGAUGAACGCCACCACCCUGGACAUCAACCUGUCGCAGACACUGGCCAAUAAGACGCUGGUGGUUACGACCAUCCUGGAGAACCCGUACGUCAUGCGCCGGCCCAACUUCCAGGCCCUGUCGGGGAACGAACGCUUUGAGGGCUUCUGUGUGGACAUGCUGCGGGAGCUGGCCGAGCUGCUGCGCUUCCGCUACCGCCUGCGGUUGGUGGAGGACGGGCUAUACGGGGCGCCCGAGCCCAACGGCUCCUGGACGGGCAUGGUCGGCGAGCUCAUCAACCGGAAGGCAGACCUGGCUGUGGCUGCGUUCACCAUCACAGCUGAGCGGGAGAAGGUCAUCGACUUUUCCAAACCCUUCAUGACCCUGGGAAUCAGCAUCCUCUACCGCGUGCACAUGGGCCGCAAGCCUGGCUACUUUUCCUUCCUGGACCCCUUCUCCCCUGCUGUGUGGCUCUUCAUGCUUCUGGCCUACCUGGCUGUCAGCUGCGUCCUGUUCCUGGCCGCCAGGCUGAGCCCCUACGAGUGGUAUAACCCGCACCCGUGCCUGCGGGCACGUCCCCACAUCCUGGAGAAUCAGUACACGCUGGGCAACAGCCUCUGGUUCCCCGUGGGGGGCUUCAUGCAGCAGGGCUCGGAGAUCAUGCCCCGGGCACUGUCCACACGCUGCGUCAGCGGAGUCUGGUGGGCCUUCACCUUGAUCAUCAUCUCCUCCUACACGGCCAACCUGGCUGCCUUCCUCACCGUGCAACGCAUGGAGGUGCCUGUGGAGUCGGCCGACGACCUGGCGGACCAGACCAACAUUGAGUAUGGCACCAUCCACGCUGGCUCCACCAUGACCUUCUUUCAGAACUCACGGUACCAGACGUACCAGCGCAUGUGGAACUACAUGCAGUCGAAGCAGCCCAGCGUGUUUGUCAAGAGCACAGAGGAGGGCAUCGCCCGCGUCCUCAACUCCCGCUACGCCUUCCUGCUCGAGUCCACCAUGAACGAGUACCACCGGCGCCUCAACUGCAACCUCACCCAGAUCGGGGGUCUCCUCGACACCAAGGGCUACGGCAUCGGCAUGCCGCUGGGCUCCCCAUUCCGGGAUGAGAUCACACUGGCCAUUCUGCAGCUUCAGGAGAACAACCGGCUGGAGAUCCUGAAGCGCAAGUGGUGGGAGGGGAGCCGGUGCCCCAAGGAAGAGGACCAUCGAGCUAAAGGCUUGGGCAUGGAGAACAUCGGCGGCAUUUUUGUCGUGCUCAUCUGUGGCCUCAUCAUUGCUGUCUUCGUGGCAGUCAUGGAAUUCAUAUGGUCCACGCGGAGGUCGGCAGAGUCAGAAGAGGUGUCGGUGUGCCAGGAGAUGCUGCAGGAGCUGCGGCACGCGGUGUCCUGCCGCAAGACGUCGCGUUCUCGCCGGCGCCGGCGCCCGGGAGGCCCAAGCCGGGCCCUGCUGUCGCUACGCGCCGUCCGUGAGAUGCGCCUCAGCAACGGCAAGCUCUACUCCGCCGGCGCGGGCGGGGAUGCUGGCAGCGCGCACGGGGGCCCCCAGCGCCUCCUGGACGAUCCGGGGCCGCCCGGCGGGGCCCGGCCCCCCGCCCCCACCCCUUGCACCCACGUGCGUGUCUGUCAGGAGUGCCGGCGCAUCCAGGCGCUGCGGGCCUCCGGAGCCGGCGCGCCCCCGCGUGGCCUGGGCGCCCCCGCUGAAGCCACCAGCCCGCCCCGGUCCCGGCCCGGCCCCGCCGGCCCCCGCGAGCUGGCCGAGCACGAGUGAUCAUGGGCGGGGCCGGGCGGGCGCCCGGACUGACCGCAGGGACUGGGCUCGCCCCAGGGCCCGGCCGCCCUCGCUUCCCUGGUGGGCGAGGGACGGGACUUGUGCCCCCGCGCGCCGGACGCCGCGAUUUUGCCUUUGGUUCCCGGUGAAGUCUGAGGCUCGGCUCCGGAACCUGCCUGCGCCCCCUAGUGGACUCGCCAGAGGGUGCCGCGGACGCCCGCACUCCGUCCCCCACUGCGAACAAGAGGAGCGCAGGAACCGAGGACUCCAGGGGCCGAGGACUGCAGGGGCUGUUCCCGGAAGCGGAAAGCAGUUUGCGGGGAGAACCCCAUCCUGGGACUGCUCGGGCUCCCCAAGACUUAACGCAGCCCUCCCCACUUCUGGAGAAGUGGGAGGCCUCUGGGCAGAUGGGUGUCCCCUGGUGCCCCUCAACUCUUCUCUUUCUCUCUUUUUUUUGGGGAGAAACCUCGGAAUUUCUAUGAGACCCCCACAGGGAGGGGGUCAGUUGGGCCCCCAUCCCUCCCCCUGCCACACCCCAGUCCCCGUUGGAAUAAAAAAAGAACAAAACCCCAAAA